AUGGAUGGGAAUUUAAAUAAAAAAGUGUAUUUAAAUCCAAAUUUUAAAGGACCUCUAAUAAACAACAGUUGGCCCUUUAUACAUCCUAAUGUUCAAAAUUUGUAUCAAUGUUUUCCACAGCAAAUGCAAAAUGAUAUGUUAUUUGUAGAAAAUAACUCUAAUAGGCGGAUUUAUGUUAAUCCAAAUUUUAAACAAGUCAAGCAUGAAAAUCGGGCAAACUCAACAUUCCAGGAAACAAAUAUAAAAGCUGAGAGUAUGAAGUCUUCUCCAAAAUUAAUAUCUACAUCAAAAUACUCAUUAGUAGCAAAUGUAACUAAAAAUGUAAUUAGCCAAAGAAAUAACUACAGGGAAGAUAGACAAUACAAUAGUAUGUAUACCACACAAAAGACAGACAUAAGCAAUCAAAGUAUUAAUACACAAAAAGUACUACAUGAUAAAUAUCAAAAUGGAGUACCGAUUGUUAAGUCUCGUUACACCAUUGUUAGAAAGAAUAAAGAUUUAUCAAAUAUUAAAGCAGAAAAUAAACUUGAGAAUUUAAAAGAAAAGAUAAGUUCCAGUUUAAAUGAAACUCCAAAUAAAAGUUUGAGUGUUGGCACAUGUAAUAAUAAUGUCAAUCAUAGUAUAAAAAAUCAUGAAUAUGUUAGAUCUGAGAACAAGCCCUCAGAGAAAAUAACAAAAAUCAAAAUAAGCAAGUAUAAAACAGUACCUAUAACAUACUUGAAGAAAAACCUUUCAGUAAUCAAGGCUAAGGAGCUUAAAUCAAACCCCACAGUUUUGCAGACAAAAAAUACUGCAAAAUUCAAUAAGCUUGAAUUUUCUUUGAAUAAUAAUAGAUAUAAACUGAUACGACCUAGUUCAAAACCCCUUACACAUCUUAAUUCUCCGAAAGCGUUUAUUCAAGCUUUAAAUAAAAAUGAUCCUAGUAAAAUAAAAUUGUUAAGGGCAAAUUUCAAAGUUAAUAAUAUUCCUUGUCGAUUAUUUACCAAAUACGGAAAAUGUCUAAGAAAAGAUUAUGGAAAAUGUGAAUUUCUCCAUGACAAGAAACAUGUAUCAUUAUGUAGAAAAUUCUUAAAAGGAAUAUGUCACGACAGUAAUUGUACACUUUCACACGAGUUAACAGCUAAUAAGAUGCCUACGUGUUUCUUUUAUUUAAAGGGUGUUUGUACUAAAGAAAACUGCCCUUAUGUGCAUGUUAAAUUAAGUGAAAAAAUCAAAAUGUGCCCCAACUUCUUGAGGGGGUACUGUGAAAAAGGUGACACAUGCAAAUUAAGACAUGUGAAAGUAAAUCAGCCUAAAUUGUUAUCGAUUAAUUCACGUAAUAAAAUACAAAACAAAAUUAUAAAAUUAAAAAAAGGGAAACCAAAAGGUAGUAUUCAAAGUAAAAGGUUAACAUUGUGUAGUGAUAGUACUAACAUUAACACACAAAAUGACGAUCAGAGUAAUGUCGAGUGUAGGUAUUACAAAGAAUCAUCUUUUUCCUCUUCUAACGAAAUUAGCAAUAUAAAACCAACUAGAUGUAAGAUAGGUACUUUGCCUUCGUUCAUAGAGUUGUAAAAUAUGUUAAUAUUUUCAUAAUGUAAAGUUUAUUUUUGUACGCGUUAUUGUAUGUUUAACUAGAUCUGUAUGUAUAUAUAUAAUACUUUGAAAUAAAUUUCAAUUAAUACA
Molecule: messenger RNA, 1665 nt
Organism: Melitaea cinxia (Glanville fritillary)
Lineage: Eukaryota; Metazoa; Arthropoda; Insecta; Lepidoptera; Nymphalidae
Gene: ZC3H3
Product: zinc finger CCCH domain-containing protein 3
Exons: 1
Coding region: 1-1554 (517 amino acids)
Cellular component (GO): nucleus
Molecular function (GO): metal ion binding
Source: RefSeq, a predicted model, not a curated record